Pyrus x bretschneideri (Chinese white pear) is the source of this 1023-nucleotide messenger RNA. RefSeq lists its product as uncharacterized. The record is from RefSeq and is a predicted model, not a curated record. The transcript has a single exon. Lineage: Eukaryota; Viridiplantae; Streptophyta; Magnoliopsida; Rosales; Rosaceae. Bases 1 to 1023 code for a protein of 340 amino acids.
AUGAAAGCGUCGGUCAAAUUCCGGGAGGAUCAGAAGCCGUUGCUGAGGGCCAAGGUGCCCCUCAGCAUCCUGGGCCUGCCCUUCCAGUCCGGAAUCGUUGCCGGUGAGUCCAAGGAGCUCACUCUCAACCUCGCCACCUUCUUCGAAUCCGGGCCGUCCAUCAAGAUCGCGUAUCGUCCCAACGACGCGUGGAACCCCUUCUCCCUCGUCGUCAAGACCGGGACGGGAUCCUUCGGAUCGCCGAUUUCGAGCGCCAUGCUGAUGAGCGCCGAGUUCAAUCUCCUUGACCGCGGGAGAAACCCUAGCUUCAUGCUCCACUUUAAGCCCCAGUUCGGCGAUUUCUCGAUCAAGAAGACGCAGUCCUCGGUCUUCGAGAAGAUCGUGGGUUCUGAGAAAGACGCCGUUGCGGCGGAGACGCCGGUAGUGGAGGCGGAGUUUUCGGGGAAGAAAAUUACGGUUUUGCCAUCGGAGGGUCCGGCGUCUGGACUUCUUGCCGGUUUGUUCACCGGGAUGGAGGUGGCGGCGAGGACGUCGAUGCCGGUGAGGAACCGGGCCGUGGUGAACUUGAGGUGGGGGGUUAAGGUUCCGGCGGAGAUAAAGAGUGCUGGGGUGAAUCCAACGGCGGGAAUUGCGUUUCAGAAAAUCCCGUACCUGGUGAUGAACAAGAUCGGGAUCGAACACGUGGACGGUGGCGAUUCGAAGGCCAAAACCACAAAGGCGGCGGCGGAUAAUGCGUUGACAUUUCCGGGAAGUGCUGAGGUUGCGGAGGCUUGUUUUAGGGCGAAGCAUCAGCUGGAGGCUCUGCGGACGGAGAACGGGUUGCUGAGAAAAGCCGUGGAGGAUCUGCGCCACGAAAUCGCCGGCGCCGCGAAGUCGAUUUCGAUUUCGAAUGCGUUUCCUGAGAGUGAGAUAAAUGGGGGAAGUAGGAAUUCGAGCGGGAAAGUGGAUUGGCGAUCAAACGGGAAGAAUAAGUCGCCGGAGGGCGAUGUGGCGGAGGAACUGAAGAAGGCCCUCAGUCACUGA